Messenger RNA from Cylicocyclus nassatus, 978 nucleotides. The record is from the annotation of a GenBank genome assembly. NCBI's taxonomy places the organism in Eukaryota, Metazoa, Nematoda, Chromadorea, Rhabditida, Strongylidae.
UGUAUCGCUAAACGCCAGCAGCUACGCUAAUGCUGGCUGAAUGCGCGUCCUGCUGUUUGUGACCACACUCAACCACUUCAUACUUUCUAACAACGCAUUUAUCGUACGAUCGUACGUGCCACCACAAUCUGUCUGCAACGCGACUUCUGGAACCUCGUGCUUUGCAGAGCUUUUCGAAAUGAUGGGAGAAGUGUGUACUGAAAAACAUUUGGCGUUCAAAUGUGUGCAUUAUACGUGGUUAGACGAAUGUUUCGAACGCCGGGUUGGAAAAUGUGAUGCUAACGCUGUAAGUAGUGCAGGAGCUGCAGGAUACAGGGUAGCAUUGGCUCGAUGUGACUACAGAAGAUCACGCAGCUCAUCUGAAGGGACCACACCGCUGAUUGGAACGGGUCCCGAUGAAGCGCCAUCGCGAUUGCAACUGGUAUCCACAUUGGGUUACCUUCAAACUCAGUGCGCACUGAGCCGAAGCAAGAACUGCUCCAGUGAACACGUACAUAAUAUAAUGGCACAAUGUGAAGAGCGAAUGAAGCCACGAGCUGGAUAUCCACAGUUUGACAGACACAGAUUGCUACGAAUCAAACUGGACACGUCAAAAAAAUUGUUGCUCUAUUCUGAAACGGACAAGGAGAGGGAAUGCUUGGUAGUUCGAUCGACACUUUCGGAAAUGUACACGCUGCAUCAUGCGCACUGUUAUCAUUCACUAGUGACCCGUUGCCUUUGUGAACGCCUACGUCUCGAUGCUCUAUGUAAAAUCCAGUGUGAUCGACUUGAACCAACAUCUCCUAACCAGGAUCGGCUGGCUUGGGAUGAAUGGCGAGAUGCACGCCUUAUUUCAUCAUUGGCAUCUUUGUCAAGUAUUGUUACUGUUCUGGUAAUUGCCUUCUUUUUCGAAUUGCUGCGGUAAUCUAUUGUGACAAUUUUUCAAUUUUUGUGACCAAAAAAGAACAACAGCGAACGGAUGUCGUAUUUAUUUCACUG